Molecule: messenger RNA, 3512 nt
Organism: Gopherus flavomarginatus (Mexican gopher tortoise)
Lineage: Eukaryota; Metazoa; Chordata; Testudines; Testudinidae
Product: tyrosine-protein phosphatase non-receptor type 11-like
Exons: 16
Coding region: 223-1998 (591 amino acids)
Biological process (GO): protein dephosphorylation
Molecular function (GO): protein tyrosine phosphatase activity
Source: RefSeq, a predicted model, not a curated record
GGUAAAUAACUUCAGCUGUCCCCUCUUCAUUUGAAACUCCUCCAGUUCUGUCACCUUGGCCAAACCUCUGAGGAUGCUAGAGGCUGGAGCUCUGUUGAGCAGUGAACUCUACAGAACAGUCGCACCUCUUGCGCCUCACAACCCUGCCUCCUUUCUGAGCUGCCCUGUGGUUUGUGGACUAAGGACUUUGUACGCCCCUGGGGCUGGCGAGCCUUGACCGCUAUGGUGAGGUGGUUUCACCCCAACAUCAAUGGAAUAGAAGCAGAGAAGUUGCUCCUGACGAGAGGUGUCCAUGGGAGUUUUCUGGCCCGGCCUAGUAAAAGCAAUCCAGGAGAUUUCACUCUCUCAGUCAGGAGACAUGACGAGGUGACGCACAUUAAGAUCCAGAACACCGGAGACUACUACGACCUCUAUGGCGGGGAGAAGUUUGCUACCCUGGCCGAGUUGGUGCAGUACUACACCGAGCAGCAGGGGCUGCUGCGGGAGAAAAACAGCAACGUAAUUGAGCUGAAAUACCCUCUGAAUUGCCAGGACCCCACCUCCGAGAGGUGGUACCAUGGGCACCUGACUGGCAAAGAGGCAGAGAAGCUCUUGACGGAGAAAGGCAAGCCAGGGAGCUUUCUGGUGCGGGAGAGCCAAAGCAAACCAGGGGACUUUGUCUUAUCAGUGCUGACGAAUGAAGACAAGAUGGAGACAGGAGACCGGAAGCCACGGGUGACUCAUGUGAUGAUCCGCUACCAGCCUGAUGGGAAGUAUGACGUUGGGGGAGGCGAGAGGUUCGACACGCUCACGGACCUGGUAGAGCACUACAAGAAAAACCCCAUGGUGGAGAAAUCCGGAGCUGUGGUUCAUCUGAAACAGCCCUUUAACGCCACGCGCAUCAACGCCGCCAACAUCGAAAACCGAGUGAAGGAGCUGAACAAAAUGGCGGAUCACAGCGAGAAGGCCAAGCAAGGGUUCUGGGAAGAGUUCGAGAUGCUGCAGCAGCAGGAGUGUAAGCUCCUCUACCCCAGGAAGGAAGGGCAGCGAGUGGAGAACAAAGCGAAGAAUCGCUACAAGAACAUCCUCCCUUUCGAUACCACACGAGUUGCACUCCAAGACGUAGAUGAGAGCAUACCAGGGUCAGACUACAUCAACGCCAACUACAUCAAGAGCAUACCUGAAGAGGGAAGGAGCUCGGAGCACUGCAAAGUCUACAUUGCCACCCAAGGCUGCCUGCAGACAACGGUGAACGACUUCUGGGCCAUGGUGUACCAAGAAAACACCCAUGUCAUAGUCAUGACGACGAAGGAAGUGGAGAGAGGCAGGAAUAAAUGUUUCCGCUACUGGCCUGAUAAGAACUGCACCAAGGAGUACGGCUACAUCUGCGUGCGGAUCGUGAGCGAGCGUGAGGCACAGGGCUACUACCUCCGGGAGCUGGAGAUCAUGCGGACAGACCGGGAGGAGCACCCCAGACAGGUAAAGCACUAUCAGUAUUUCAGCUGGCCAGACCAUGGGGUCCCCAAUGAGCCAGGAGGGGUCCUCAGCUUUCUGGACCAAGUCAACCGAGCACAGCGAAGCAUUCCAGACUCUGGGCCGAUCGUCGUGCACUGCAGCGCUGGAAUAGGACGCACAGGCACUAUCAUAGUGAUUGAUAUUCUGGUGGAUAUUAUUCACAGGCAAGGUUUGGACUGUGACAUAGAUAUCCCCAAAACUAUCCAGAUGGUGCGCAGGCAGCGCUCUGGCAUGGUGCAGACAGAGGCGCAGUACAAGUUUGUUUACAUGGCUGUUCAACAGUACAUUGAGACCGAGCAGAAGAGGCUAGAAGAAGAGCAGAGGAGUAAGAGGAAAGAACGAGACUACCUGAAUAUCCGACACCCUCCUAUGGAUAAAGCCAGAGCCAAAGGGCAGCCGGUCCCACCACACGUCUCUGCGGUCGAUGAUGACUCAGCCACCGUCUACGAAAACCUGAACAUCAAAAGCUCAAAGGUUUCAGGGAUGAAUAAUGCAGGGAGAUAAAGGGGCCGGAAGGGGAGCUGGCUGGAGGCUGCACAGGAUUUACAGUGUUUACGUCCACACUUUCCAAGUUCUGUCACCGCUGCCUCCCUCUACCCUCGUGACCCCUCCCCACCCCUUCAAGCACCUUGGAUCCAGCGAGGAACCAAAAUGCCGAAAGCAUCUGAGCGGGGCAGAGUGCGCGCCUCAGGAUCACGCCUCAAUCUAACUUAUUCACGGGAGCGACCUUUUCUGGUCCCUUUUUCACGUAGGCCGAUAUUUAUGUGCAAGUGCCUCUGGAUGGUCAUAGGGCGUGAAAGCUCUGUUUUCAAUUUUUUUUGUUUUUAAAAGAAUUAAAUUAAUUUUUAAAGAAAUUGAUUUUGUAAAAAGUUAAAAUAAAGUGACGAUGUGUUUAGGAGCUUUGCCUGCUCAGGACAGUCACCGGGGUGUUGCUGCACUUCAUGGCUUCAUGAGGUCGGUCGUGUCUCAGCUAGAGUGUUCAAACUGAAUCUUGGGUUAACUCUACUGCCAUGGAAGUGAUGGACUGGGCGUGUGGACUGGACCUAGGUACAGUGCAAAUAACCGCUGUGUAAAUGCCGCCUGCCGUCAUUCCUUUAGAAAAUGCACCUCCUUUCUGCUGUGCUAGGCUUGGGCACUUAUGCAAUUUGCCGAAGCACCUAGCUCCUGACCCUGGAGCAACCCCUGCUAUUGCAGCAUGCAGAAAAGCAGUGUGAUGCAGUGGACUUGUCUGUCUGGUAGCAAAAUCCCCAUGCUGCACGGUUACUAGAUUCUGACAUGCACAUGGGUGAGGAGGCAGUGUUCGAUCCCUCAUCUCUGCCAACACAGGCCUCUGCUGCAGGAGCUAAGAGAUCUCCCAUAGCUGCUGGUAAAAGCAGUAGGGAGGCAACUUUAUCUGUGCUGUGGGCAACAUCAUAUGUACCAUCAGCACAUUAGGGCACAGAGUUCUGAGUUCUGUUCCUGACUCUGUCGCUGUCUUGCUGGAUGCCCUGUGUUCGUUCCCCCACGUUUGUAUGCUGAGCCUAAUGCUAUGUAUACGAAAUAGGGGAGCUGCGGGCAAUGAUUAAUGUUUGUGCAGCACUGUGAAGAAGAAAAGAGCACACUUUAGAAUGUCAAUAUUCCGGCUCUCUUUGCGCACCUCAGAUUUCACUGGCAGCACUUCCUGCUGUUGCAACCGCUCUGCCAAAGAAUCUCCUUUCUGCUGGACUCCUUGCUAUGCAAAAGAGCCCAGGGUCUGAAUGCUAGGGCCGAAACCAGGAGAGCUUGUCUUGGGCAGCUGUUAAUGGGGGAGGGGGACAGAAAGAUUCUUCCUUGUCUGUGUGGGAUAAUGGACGUGCUGGGCUGUGGCAUUAGCUCUCAGUGCUCAAGUUGCUGCUCUCCCCAGGCACUGCAGGGGUUGAACAAAGAGCACACCGAUGGAACGGGGCUGUGUUUACCGGCUGGCAUUGUCAGUCGUUUGUCACAGGGACAAGAAAACCGUUUAUUUUUAUGCACUUUUAAUAAAUGUUCAAUAUUCUAAA